This is a messenger RNA of Polypterus senegalus (gray bichir), 5315 nucleotides long. Its product is annotated as gamma-aminobutyric acid receptor subunit rho-1-like. The record is from RefSeq and is a predicted model, not a curated record. Gene Ontology annotation, molecular function: extracellular ligand-gated monoatomic ion channel activity; GABA-A receptor activity; neurotransmitter receptor activity. Gene Ontology annotation, cellular component: GABA-A receptor complex; neuron projection; synapse. The transcript has 10 exons. The coding region runs from base 164 to 1609 and encodes 481 amino acids. Gene Ontology annotation, biological process: monoatomic ion transmembrane transport; chemical synaptic transmission; nervous system process. NCBI's taxonomy places the organism in Eukaryota, Metazoa, Chordata, Cladistia, Polypteriformes, Polypteridae.
GUUUCAGUGGCCAGAAGCCGCACAAUUGUAAUAAGCGCGCGAGAGUGACGGCGGCGGCGGCGGCCGGCCGGCAGGCAAUGCUACAGGAGUAGAGGAGCGGGGCUGUCGAGUCGAGCUCGCGAGUCGGGGUGACUGACUGACUGGCCGGGAGGUCUGUGGCACCAUGAGAGGCGGGCUUGCUGUCCUGCUGUGUCUGGAGGCGCUGGCAGCAGUCGGCGGAACGGCACGCGCCACUUUCAGCAGCAGGUGGGUCACACGAGACGCAGACACGACAAGCAGGCUAAGCAGGCCAAGAAGAGAAACGCAAAAAGACGACGAAGCAGCAGCACAUAAACUGGGCAGUCCCAUCCUAAAAAGAAGUCCUGAUAUAACAAAAGCUCCACUUACAAAAUCUGAACAACUCCUCAGAAUAGAUGAUCAUGACUUCACAAUGAGGCCUGGAUUUGGAGGUCCUGCAAUUCCUGUUGGUGUUGAUGUGCAAGUAGAAAGUAUUGACAGCAUUUCUGAAGUUGAUAUGGACUUCACAAUGACUUUGUAUCUGAGGCACUACUGGAAAGAUGAGAGGCUGUCAUUUCCUAGCACUACCAACCAGAGUAUGACCUUUGAUGGCAGAUUGGUAAAGAAGAUCUGGGUUCCAGAUAUGUUUUUUGUUCAUUCAAAAAGGUCAUUCAUUCACGACACGACAACAGAUAAUGUAAUGUUGCGUGUCUAUCCAGAUGGCAAGGUGCUUUACAGCCUGAGGGUUACCGUUACAGCCAUGUGCAAUAUGGAUUUCAGCCGAUUUCCUUUAGACACCCAGACUUGUUCAUUAGAGAUCGAGAGCUAUGCCUAUACAGAGGAUGAUUUAAUGCUGUACUGGAAGAAAGGAAAUGACUCUCUUAAAACUGAUGAGCGGAUUUCUUUGUCACAGUUUCUCAUACAGAAGUUUCAUACUACAACAAAAUUAGCAUUUUAUAGCAGCACAGGCUGGUAUAACCGACUGUAUAUCAACUUCACGCUUCGGCGACACAUCUUUUUCUUCCUUCUUCAAACGUACUUCCCAGCAACUCUCAUGGUUAUGCUGUCUUGGGUAUCUUUCUGGAUUGACCGUAGGGCUGUACCAGCUAGAGUCCCUUUGGGUAUAACAACGGUAUUGACAAUGUCUACCAUUAUAACUGGAGUCAAUGCAUCAAUGCCCAGAGUCUCCUACAUCAAAGCAGUGGACAUUUAUCUCUGGGUCAGUUUUGUAUUUGUAUUCCUCUCUGUCUUGGAAUACGCUGCAGUCAACUACUUGACCACUGUUCAAGAAAGGAAAGAAAGGAAGAUUCGAGACAAGCUCCCUUGCACUUGUGGUCUUGCUCAUCCUCGGCCAAUGAUGAUGGAUACGAGCUACAGUGAUGCAGAUGUCAAUACCACCGGGACGUACGGCAUGCCAGAAAAUGGGGACAAGCAGGAGAGAAUUUUAGUGCAUUUGGCCCUGGCCGAUGAGCGAACAUCCAGCAGACGGAAGAACUCAAGGGGAUACAUCAGCAUGUGGAUUGACACCCAUGCCAUUGACAAGUACUCCAGACUCAUAUUUCCGGGUGCCUACAUCCUUUUUAAUAUAAUAUAUUGGUCAAUUUACUCAUAGUGAAGCAGUUAAAAAAACACAGUCACCAUUACCUUAUCUAGACAGUGGACACUGAAGAAAAUGAUUUGACUUGUAUUUUUUUUCCAUCUUUAUUGUCAUUGUAAAUAAUUUGUAAUUAUUUGGGAAGGGGAGAUAUAUUUUAUAUCAAGGGGAAAACAUUUCUAUGAUUGUCAUUUCAUUGUGUUAUGUUUAAAAAUCAUACAUACAGUAUGUAUGCCUUUUGUUUCCAUGUUGUAAUGACCAUGUUGAAGAACUCUGGUUCGUCAGGAUUUGUGUCCUCCAUUUUUUUAUUCAAUGCAAACUGCCAGUUUUCUUUCUGUACUGAUGAACACUGGAAAGAAGACCAGCCCAGCUCAAAGUACACUUGCAAUCAGCCAUGUUAGGUCACUUCUUACCAGUUAGAUUAUGAGGAAAUGCGUGCAACUUCUGGAGGAAGCCCACAGAGGCACAGGAAGAACAUGGUGCUCUGUACAAAAGAGGUAUCCUAGCUUAAGGUUUUUAAGAUCUUAGUUGCUUUUUACAGUUUACCAUAUGCACAGAAUAUACACAUGGGCACACAGGGCAUCAAAAUGAUCGCUUUGAGGAUGACACACAAAAACUACAACACAGUAUGCAGCAGGAGAUGAGUAAACUAAACUGUACAAUAGGUAAAAUAUGAGAAUAGGCCAAAACAAAUACAUAGUAACUGCCUUGGACCUGGAAGCUCAAGAGCCAAAGCAAACUGUGACAAUAAAAAGAGUCCAUUAGGUCAUGUGAAGUCCCUGAUAAUGUUGAAGCCCCUCCUUUUAGGCAACUUUAGGAACAUAGAACCAUCAAAUAAACUAGGGAUUGUGUACUGUUAGACCCCAAAGCUCACCGCACGCCAUACCAAGUGACUUUGCCGAAUUUUCUCUUGGUUUAAUUUGAUAAGCACUUCACUUGCAGAUGAGAUUCUAUAUAGCGACAUGCAGCAUAUGAUACAGUUUUAAUAUCUGUUUGGUCUUCUUCAUUUGCCACCACAUUAAUUGUGGCAACCCCCAUAAGAGGUGUUAACUAGGGAAUCUCCCAGGGGUAUCACUAAACCCAGAAAAACGGAUCAAGAAGUACAUAUCACAGAAAAGGGUGUUUAUUAAGUAGCACUUAAAAAGAGCAAGAUGAUUGUAAGUAAGACAGCAAAUGGCAGAAUGAAAAAGCCUCCCUGACUGUCCUGUCUUUAGCAGUUUUCCACUUCUCAAACAGCCACCCAGCACCCUCACUUCUCUAGUCCUCCAGCCCUCUUCCUACCAUUUUCUACAUUCCCCACCUUUCUUUUUCAUGCAAGUGAGACUUUAUCCAUCUUACCUCUCAUCUGUAAGAUACCAGCCAGUAUAUCCUUUAACUCCAAGCUGGAAUUAUUUUGAGGCCAAGCCAUGGGACCACUGCAGCACACAAGAAGUACAAAGGCACCAUGUCAGAGUGCUGCCUGGCAGUCCCAGUAGAUCUACAGUGCUGAGCGCCCUUUAAGGGGCCAGGCCUCUAAGGUAUUGUCCAAAUAUUAUCAAAUCUUAGAUUAGGCAUUCUUGCAAUGGUUCUUCAUCUAGAAUUGAGUUCUAAAGCGUCUGCAGAACAUACACGGCUUUCCCAUCCUCUGGGGUCUCUGUAAACACACACUACCAUGCACACGCAUGCUUUGCCUGUGUAGACUACACUCCUUUACCAAGGUCUUUGGGGGACCUGCUCCUCUGCACUGUGCUACUCUUUGUCCUCAUAAUCCUUGCCAGUCACGCACCCUUCAAGAAUUUCCAUGCAAGUCUUAAUGCCACCGUCUGAGACUGAAAGAGAUUGACAUUUUUUUAAAUAUAUUUGUAUAUUUUUAUAGGGGAAUGGAAAGCACUUUUAAGAUAAAGACAUGGUCAGAUGACACACUAGAAGUCCAAAUGAAAGUAUAGACUAAGAAAAUGGAGACACCAAAAGUAGAAAGUCCUAAAAAAAGAGGACUGAUGCUGAAGAAUUUCAAUUAAAUGAGAAUAUUCCCCUGACUGUUCUACCAUUAAGUUCCUUUGUUCUAGUCAGGCCCAAGAUACCAAAGCUGUGUGCAGCCAUCUUUUAUAAAUGGGACAAGAUGACCAUCCUAAUGACAUCAGUGUCACGUAGCUGGCAAUGAGCAUAGUGACCAAAGAAAUUAUGACCGUCAACAUGCAAAAUAGUUAUAAAUGGUGAUGAAUAUUUAAAAAGUGAACAGAAGAAUGUCAUCAGGUGAUACCACCACUAGAACCAAACAAUAAAAAAUACAUGAGUUAGAAUUCCAAAAAUGCAGCCAAAGAACUCCAGGAAUGCCAGGAUUUAUGACAGGUAAAGAGACAAUUCUCAUUUUUAAGAACUUUUCUAUAGAAUUGUCACCUUAUGUGGACACCAGGACACUAGACUGAGGGUGAUAACCAUGUUUUGCAGGGAAAUAUUUAAUUGCUGCUCUAAAAAAGUCAUAACCAGAUUCUAAACUUUCAAUCAUUUUCUCAAACAUUAGAAUUUUGGAAAUGAUCCCUAUAUUUUUUAACAAAACGUUCAGACAGUACUUCAACUUCACAGCCACUUUAAGUGACAUGGCCAGCAUGAUGUGACAGGUCACAUGGUUGUGCAUCACAUGCCCAUCCAACCACAAGAAUCAGAGUGGCCAGACAAACAAGUGAAUAUCUGAAUAUCAUCAGAAAAGUUAAACUAAUGAAAAACAUAAAUAAAACAUUCUUUACAUGGUCCUAACACAAUGUCUGAUGUGCUUUCUAAAGAAGUGCUGAUUGAGCAGCCAUUGUAAAGUUAGGAAGAUAUCUCCCAAUUUGAAUUUACAGCUCCAUUCAAGUCAGCCAUCUAAAAGUUCAAAUGAAAACAAGCCAAACACAUCAGUAGUAUCAUUUAAAGCAUUUCUCAAGAAUGUCUAAGAGCAACUCCAUCAUAAAGUCCACAGCAUGGAUAAGAAACGAAAAUGUUUGCUUGUAUUGCUUGUUUAUGUCUGUUGAAGUAUUUCUUUGUAUUGUGUUGCUAAUCUUUAAUGUUGAGAGUCUAAAAAGUGAUAAAUGUUACCAUAUUUUCAUACUGCCAGAUUUUGUAAAUCAGGGUUUCCCAAAGGGCUUUUCUGCCAUUGUCUGCAGCAGUGGGGCACAACUCAAGAUUCCAGAUGGCCACCAAGCUCCUCUGUGAUCUUUCCACAAGCCCAAUGAUUUAUUUUAUUAUUUGCAUGUUUUAAGGUCUUCAUUUAUUAAUGUCUUUAAAUUAAAGUGGUGACUCAGACUGCACCUUCAUUACCAACGCUGGUGGCUCUGUCUGGGUGGAAUUUUACAAGUUCUCCUGUUCUCUUCCACAGACGUAGCAUACGUUGAUUGGCGACACUAAAUCGUCUGAGUGUCACCAAGUGUGAGUGUGUGCCCCCCAUGACCACAUGCUUCAUGUUGCUGGGAUCAGUGCCAGCUCCACACAACCCUUGUAAAGAGCAAAAUGGGGUUCAGAAAUGGGUGGCUGGAUGAAUCUGUAUAACAAAUAUCAUGGCUGUCAAGCAAAUCGCCCUUAUAAGCUAGAUAAAUAGUUCUGUUUAUCGCCAAGUGAGGUGAAGUAUUCUGGUGGGCUCUGUGGCCCGAGCUGUGCCAGUCUGGCCACCCUAAACUGCUUUCUCAGCAGGUUUCAGCAAAGUGAAAUCUUGUUGUAUCUCAUAUGUAGGUUGUUACUACUGCAACUUCUGAACCCAUCAAUAAACAUCAUU